CUUUGUGUGGCUGCACUUGAGGAAAAGUCAAGAGUCAGACAAGAAAAGUUCAGACAGUCAUUAUCUGAAGGAAAGGUGUAGAGGCUGCCUUAAAGCUGCCCACAACUUUCCCCACUCAUUACUGUAGUCUUCGGACAGUCGACGUCACAAUGAGCGCCUCUGUGGCCGUGUACCGGAGCAUCUUCACAGAAGACCGCUUCAAACAAGCCUACGGUUCCGAAGAGGACAACACCAGUGCAAGUUUGAGGCUCCGGGACAAGCUGGCGGUGAGGUGCAGGUGUUCACAGCGGGCAUGCCUUCACUUGCUGCGGGAGAGAGUUCCUAUUUUCGACUGGCUGCCUAGGUACCGCUUCAAGAAAUGCAUUUUAGGGGAUACAGUUGCUGGACUGACAGUGGGCGUCCUCCACAUCCCACAAGCAGGAAUGGCCUUUGCACUGCUCACAUCUGUAGCUCCUAUAUUUGGUCUCUACACAUCUUUCUUCCCUGUGGUCCUCUACAUGAUUUUUGGCACUGGGCGACACGUAUCCACUGGUACGUUCGCUGUGGUGAGUUUAAUGACUGGCUCUGUUGUAGAGCAGCUGGUCCCCACUCCGCUGGAGAUGAACUCCAGUUCAUCAGAACCGUCUGAUUUUGAGCUCCAGAAAAUUGGAGUGGCCUCAGCUGUCGCCCUUCUUUCAGGAAUUAUUAUGCUCUGUAUGUUUGGUCUUCAGCUUGGCUUCCUCUCCACCUAUCUGUCAGAGCCAAUUGUUAAAGCUUUCACGAGCGCUGCUGCCUUCCAUGUUACUGUCUCACAGCUGCAAAGCAUGCUGGGGCUGCGCAUUCCUCGCCACACGGGGACUUUCUCCCUCUUUAAGACUUUAGGGUCUGUGUUGGAGAACUUGCCUCAGACCAACACGGCAGAGCUGCUGAUCUCCUUGGUGUGUUUGGCGGUUUUGGUUCCGGUGAAAGAGAUCAAUACACACUACCGACAGCGCUUGCGUACGCCUAUCCCUGUGGAGAUCCUCACAGUGAUCAUUGCCACCGGUGUUGCCUAUGCCUUCUGCCUGGACUCAAUCUAUGAGAUUGAAAUUGUUGGCCACAUUCCAGCAGGCUUCCCAAAGCCAAGGCUGCCUGCUUUGAGCACUUUACCUCACAUUGCUGGAGACACGGUCGCCAUCACAUUUGUUGGCUACGCUGUGUCUGUCUCACUGGCAAUGAUCUAUGCUGAUAAACACGGAUAUUCCAUAAAUCCCAACCAGGAGCUGCUGGCUCAUGGUAUCUCCAACACCGUGUCUUCCUUUUUCACAUGCUUCCCAAGUUCAGCCACUCUGGCCACCACAAACAUACUGGAGAGUGCAGGGGGAUACACACAGUUUUCUGGCCUGUUUACCAGUAUAGUUGUUCUAAUUGUUCUGCUGCUGAUUGGACCGCUGUUCCACUUCCUACCAAAGGCAGUCCUGGCAUGCAUCAACGUGACCAGCCUGAGGCAGAUGUUCUUACAGUUUCAGGACUUACCAGAGCUGUGGAGAAUCAGCAAGAUUGACUUUAUGGUUUGGGUGGUAACAUGGCUGUCUGUAGUGGUUCUCAAUGUGGAUCUUGGUUUAGCCAUCGGGGUGGUGUUCUCAAUGAUGACUGUCAUCUGUCGCACACAAAGGGCUGGAUGUUCUGUGCUUGGUCGGGCCAGUAACACAGAAAUUUACAGACCUGUGGAGAAUCACAGUAAGUGCUAUGAGGUGCCAGGGAUAAAGAUCCUGACAUACAAUGGGCCUAUUUACUACGGAAACCGUAGCUUUUUCAAGGAGGAGAUGAGCAAGUUGUUGGGCCUGACGCCAGAAAAGAUCCGCAGUCGAGAAAAGGAGAGAAAAGCUCUGGAGAAGCGUGAAAGACAGACCAUCGUCAACACAGUGGAGAGAGGCAUAGAAAACGCAUGUUUUUCUUCAGAAAAUGAGUUCUUUAAAUCGGAAACAUCUGAGAGUGAAGUCCAGGCAGUUCUAAUUGACUGCAGCAGUGUGGUAUUUGUUGAUGUUGCCGGAGCAAGACUCUUUACUCAGAUGUGCAUCGAAUGCCAGAAAGUUGGAGUUCACGUGUACAUGUCCAACUGUAAUGGAUCACUUGUGGUCUCUGUUCCCUCAGAGAGCGUUCUAAAAAUCCUCACAUCAAGCGGCCUCAUGAACCACAUGAAGCCUCAGCAUAUUUUUGUGACUGUACACGAUGCGGUCAUGUACAUCCAGCAGCAGAAGGAAAAACAUCCUGAUAACACCACAACUGUUUGGGUGUGAGACAGGUGCCCAGUGAUGAGAAGUCAUCAACCAAGUAUUUGGGACCCAAAUAUUCUAUUUGGUUAUUCCUCAGAGAUUGCAAUGUGUACUUGUGUUUCCAAGAUGCAGUAGCCUGUUGUAGCAUUAUCGAGGCUUUACAGCAGGGGUCCCCAAACUACGGCCCGCGGGCCGGAUCCGGCCCCCCAGCAUCCAAAAUCCGGCCCACGGGAAGUCCCAAGUAAAAAAAAAAAAGUGUUUUUUUUUAUUUGUAUUUUUUUAUUUUUUAUUUGUAUUUUUUUUAAUCUUUCCUUUCUAAUCCAUUUUCUACCGCUUGUUACUCUUGGUAUCUCCUAGCCGCUCAGGCAAAUCAUAAUGUCUAAAAAUGAAUUUUCCCAUCGAUAACGUGACAAUGUUAAAUGUUGAUGAACAUCAAUGUUAAUUGAUGUUAAAUGACAAAACGGAUUAUAAACUAAUUAAUGCUUUAAAAUGUAAUAUCGGAAAUGAUCAGUAUCGUUUUUGUUUUUUUAUCGGUAUCAGGUUUUUUUUUUUUUUUUUUAAUUUUUUAAAUUAAAUCAACAUAAAAAACACAAGAUACACUUACAAUUAGUGCACCAACCCAAAAAACCUCCCUCACCCAUUUACACUCAUUCACAUUCAUUCACACAAAAGGGUUGUUUCCUUCUGUUAUUAAUAUUCUGGUUCCUACAUUAUAUAUCAAUAUAUAUCAAUACAGUCUGCAAGGGAUACAGUCCGUAAGCACACAUGAUUGUGCGUGCUGCUGGUCCACUAAUAGUACUAACCUUUAACAGUUAAUUUUACUCAUUUUCAUUAAUUGCUAGUUUCUAUGUAACUGUUUUUAUAUUGUUUUACUUUUUUUUUUUAUUCAAGAAAAUGUUUUUAAUUUACUUAUUUUAUUGUAUUAAUUAAAAAAAAAAAGGAUCUUAUCUUCACCAUACCUGGUUGUCCAAAUUAGGCAUAAUAAUGUGUUAAUUCCACGACUGUAUAUAUCGGUAUCGGUAAUUAAAGAGUUGGACAAUAUCGGAAUAUCGGAUAUCGGCAAAAAGCCAUUAUCGGACAUCCCUGAUUUUAUAUAUAUAUAUAUAUACACACACACACACACACACACACACACACACACACACACACACACACACACAGCCUGGCCCCCGGCCAAUUUUUUUUAACCCAAUGCGGCCCCCGAGUCAAAAAGUUUGGGGACCCCUGCUUUGCAGUGUGUUACCCCUUUUUAUGCAUGGUAUGGUUUAUUUGUUUCAGACCUUAAGGAACAUCACGUGGUUACGUUUGCACAGUUCGACAUGCCCGAAAAGGAAUAAGAAGAAGCUGAGUGUAUUUAACCCCACUUUUUUUCUUUUACUUAUAGUUCACGCACACCAUAUCUUCUACAGUACGUACAAUAUUUAGUCUGCUUGCAUUUUGUUUACUUCCUGUGUGAAAGGAAGGGAAUGUGUGGAAAUGUAAGCAUACUGUCAUAUAUGCUGGAAUUUUUGAAGAGAAUAUUAUUUGAUUGCAAUGCAGAGAUAAAUAUGCUGAGAAGUGCACUGUACCCUAUUUAUAAAUGUUUAAUGUGUUCAUGGCAUGCCAUCCAAUACCUUUUGGUAUUUGUCUGCAGCUGUCCCAGUGGCUGUUUUAAUAUUACAGAUAUUUCUAUUUAAGUUUUGUAAAUCUAGACUUUAUUAAAAGAGAGAGCAAAAGAGAUAGAGAGUGAAAGAUGUCUGCUGUUUGUUACUUUUCAUUACAGUUCUGUAAAGGGUGGAAUGUGAGGCAUGCUGGACUAAAAUGUGAAGAUGAGUACAGUCUGUGUUCUAUGGGCUACAAGAGACCACUGCAUUGCGAUGUAUUAAACACAGGCUUUAAAGGGGAAUGACACUCUUUUUUAGGAAUGUUGACUAUCAUUCACAAUCACUAUGACAACAUAUGUCUUUUUUUUUUAAGUUCCUAAAGAUUAUUAAAAAAAAACGCUUGCAAAAUGCAACUAAUGGUAGUCACCGUUGUAGCCUUCAAAGCCCUCUAAAACAACUUCAAAACACUCCAUCAACGUUUUAUAUGCACACUGCAAGUAUAUAUUUAUAAUGUAAUAACUUUGGUCAUUUUAAUCAUUGCUGGAACGUCUUUCUUCCCUUUUAUUUCUGUUUCCAUUUUGAAUUCUGGCAGCAGAUGUGUGUUCCUACUUUCGGUUGUAAUAAUGGCAGACUUGGUAAUAGACAACAAAGACGACUAUUUUUGGACAAAUGAGGAUUCACAACCUUAUCUUUUUGAAGCUGAAUGUACAGAAGCCAGCAAAUAGGAGAGGCUGAAAUGUUGGAGCGGACGGAAUGCAAGAGAGUGAGGUCGGCGUGACUUGCGGGUAUAA
Messenger RNA from Nerophis lumbriciformis (worm pipefish), 4608 nucleotides. It is a transcript of the gene slc26a10, whose product is annotated as solute carrier family 26 member 10. Gene Ontology annotation, biological process: transmembrane transport. Lineage: Eukaryota; Metazoa; Chordata; Actinopteri; Syngnathiformes; Syngnathidae. Gene Ontology annotation, cellular component: membrane. The record is from RefSeq and is a predicted model, not a curated record.